AUGUCCGCGCGUGCGCCCGUCGUGAGCUCGGGGCGACGGCUGAGCAACCCUACGACGACGGCGUCGAGACGGAUGACGACGCGGUCGAGCGCGACGAAGUCGGUGUCGGAGCAGUUCGGUGCGGUGCUGCGAGAGAAUAAACGCGCGUUCAUUCCGUUCAUCUGCGCCGGGGAUCCAGACUUGGAAUCGACGAAGAAGGCGCUGAAGAUUCUGGACGACGCGGGGGCUGACAUCAUCGAGCUCGGCGUGCCGUACAGCGAUCCGCUGGCGGACGGACCGGUGAUUCAGGCGGCGGCGACGCGAGCGCUCGAGGCUGGGGCGACUUUGGACAAGGUUAUCGCGCUCGUGAAAGAAAUGUCUCCGCAGAUCAAGGCGCCGAUCGUGAUGUUCACGUACUUUAAUCCUAUUUAUCAGCGCGGGGUGGAGAAAUUUUGCGCCGACAUCGCGGCGGCUGGCGCGAAGGGAUUGCUCGUGCCGGACAUCCCGCUCGAGGAAACGUACUCUAUGAGUGAAAUCGCGAGUACGCACGGGAUCGAACUCGUGCUGCUCUCGACGCCGACGACGCCGGUGGAACGAGCGAAGAAGAUCGCUCAGGCGACAAAGGGGUUCGUCUACCUCGUCUCCGUCACCGGCGUCACGGGCGUGCAAACGCAAGUCGCCUCGCGCGUCGAGAGUCUGGUUGAGGAGUUAAGAGCCGUGACGGAUAAGCCCAUCGCGGUCGGUUUCGGGGUGAGCCAAGCCGCGCAAGCGAAGCAGAUCGUGGAUUGGGGUGCCGACGGCGUCAUCGUCGGCUCGGCGCUCGUUCGCGCGCUCGGCGAGGCAAAGACGCCCGAGGAAGGUCUCGCCGCUCUCAAGGCAAAGGCGGACGAGAUUCGCUCUGGGGCGAAGCUCUAA
Messenger RNA from Ostreococcus tauri, 894 nucleotides. Its product is annotated as Tryptophan synthase, alpha chain. Bases 1 to 894 code for a protein of 297 amino acids. Gene Ontology annotation, biological process: L-tryptophan biosynthetic process. Gene Ontology annotation, cellular component: chloroplast; cytosol. The record is from RefSeq and is a predicted model, not a curated record. The transcript has a single exon. NCBI's taxonomy places the organism in Eukaryota, Viridiplantae, Chlorophyta, Mamiellophyceae, Mamiellales, Bathycoccaceae. Gene Ontology annotation, molecular function: tryptophan synthase activity.